Macadamia integrifolia is the source of this 1888-nucleotide messenger RNA. Its product is annotated as MLO-like protein 3. The coding region runs from base 119 to 1789 and encodes 556 amino acids. Gene Ontology annotation, cellular component: membrane. The transcript has 15 exons. NCBI's taxonomy places the organism in Eukaryota, Viridiplantae, Streptophyta, Magnoliopsida, Proteales, Proteaceae. The record is from RefSeq and is a predicted model, not a curated record. Gene Ontology annotation, biological process: defense response.
UAAUUUUCCAUCUGAACUGGAUCUUCACCUUCUCUUCAACUACUACUAGGAGAAAAUAUAUAUUGCCUCUGAUCCUGCUUAAUUCCUAUAGUGAAUAACAAGAAUUGCAGAAGAAAUAAUGGGAGAAACCUCCACACCCACAUCCUCAUCCACAGACACAUCCACUUCCACUGCUAUACGCGAUCUCCGAGAGACACCUACAUGGGUGGUGGCUACCAUUUGCUUCUGCCUCAUACUCAUCUCCAUCAUCCUUGAACGAACCCUUCAUUUCAUUGUCAAUUGGCUAAAGAAGCAUAGGAAGAAAACAUUGGUAGAGGCAGUGGAGAAGCUUAAAUCAGAGCUGAUGCUGUUAGGUUUCAUUUCACUUGUACUAGUAGUACUGCAAGGACCCAUCUCCAGUAUCUGCAUACCCAUGAAAAUUGCAGAUACUAUGCCUCCAUGCAGCAAAGCUUCACUCACCAUAGGACUGAAAUUCAUGGUGACCCAACACUUGAAGAAGUUUCCUGCAAAUCCCUUCCACUUUAAUGCUGGCUAUGAAGAUGGUCUAUGGCACCCACAUAGACUAUUAGUCUCUGAAUCCGCCACCACCACUGUUACAUGCUCUGCUGGAAAGGUUCCACUGAUAUCCGUAGAAGGGGUACACCAACUACAUAUCUUCAUUUUUGUGUUAGCAUCAACUCAACUUCUAUACAGUCUCCUUACCAUGGGCCUGGGAAGGGCAAAGAUGAGGCGUUGGAAAGCUUGGGAAGAAGAGACUCAAUCAAUAUCCUACCAAGUGGCCAAUGAUCCUGCACGGUUUAGAUUUACAAGGGAAACUACAUUUGGGCGACGGCAUUUGGGUAUUUGGACAAGAUUAACAGUACUUCUAUGGAUUAAAAGUUUCUUCCGCCAAUUCUUCAACUCGGUAGCAAAAGUUGAUUAUCUCACACUGCGUCAUGGGUUCAUCAAUGCACAUAUGCCCUCGAACACCAGUUUCAAUUUUCGAAAAUAUAUACAACGAUCCUUGGAGGAAGAUUUCAAGGUUGUAAUUGGAAUCAGCCCCUCUCUGUGGUUGGUUGUUGUUAUGCUCCUGCUAGGUGAUGUGAAUGGAUUGCAUUUAUAUCUUUGGGUAGCCUAUAUUCCAUUGAUAAUAGUACUAGUUCUUGGAACCAAGCUUGAAGUCAUUUUAGCAAGAAUGGCUCUGCAACUCAAAGACCAGACCACUGUGGUCAAAGGAGCCCCUCUGGUGCAACCUGAUGACAAUCUUUUCUGGUUCGGUAAUCCUAGAUUUGUUUUGAGUCUUAUACACUUCACCAUGUUCAUGAAUGCGUUUGAGCUUGCUUUCUUUCUCUGGGCAACGUGGCAAUUUGGGUUGAACUCUUGUUACCAUGAAAGCGUACCGAUGGCAGUCACAAGGGGUGUAUUAGCGUUGAUUGUGCAAAUCAUUUCCAGCUACAUUACACUUCCAAUCUAUGCCCUUGUGACACAGAUGGGUUCCCAAUACAAGAGUGCAGUAUUAGAAGAGCAAACCAUAGAAUCAGUAAGGCGAUGGCAUGCAAGGGCAAAGAAGAAGAAACAGGAAUCAUCAUCACAUCGACCUCUAAUAAGUCGUCCUAACUCUGAAUUUGGGAGCAGCAGGAUGACUAGUCCCAUGGAAACGUCUUCAGCACCAACAACCCCACGACAUACAACCACACCUGCAGAAACUUUUUCAUCCCCUUGGGAUGAAAUCAGUGAAGUGAAAAGUGUACCUGGUGAUGCCAAUGUUUCUUCUGGGGCGGUGGUCGUAGAAUUAUCGGCUUUGAAGUGAGUCAUGAGAGGACCUUCACAAUUCUGGAAGCACCGAAUUCAUAUAACGAAAUGUAUAGAUAGUUUCAGAGUUUCGUAUGAGUUUUCCUACGAAAUGUUU